Gastrolobium bilobum is the source of this 1257-nucleotide messenger RNA. RefSeq lists its product as uncharacterized. NCBI's taxonomy places the organism in Eukaryota, Viridiplantae, Streptophyta, Magnoliopsida, Fabales, Fabaceae. The coding region runs from base 1 to 1257 and encodes 418 amino acids. The record is from RefSeq and is a predicted model, not a curated record. The transcript is spliced from 3 exons.
AUGGGGAAGAACAGAAAGAAAAAACCAAGCACCAUUGUGCAGGGUGUCACUGCAGCCGCUGAGGAUGUAGAGGUUAGUCCCACAGUACAGGUUCCCAGCCCUUCGAGCAUCCUGCCGGUUGCAGACCAAGUGUUUGAUGAAAAUCUCCAACCAGAAGACUUAUCCUCAGAACUUUCUGUAACUCUAGGAGUGGACGAUUCCGUCACUGAAAAAGUGGAGGGCAACUCUAAUGGAGCGGGUGAAUCCAAAAUUCAGCAGCCAAUACUCCCAAUUGCUCCAUGGGCCAAUCUUUUCAAAGACAAUAGAUCAGAAAAUAAAGGCCACCAGUGGAGCGAUGAAAUUGAGCCUUCAAGUUCAGAUGACAAGCUCAUAGUCGAACUUGGAGAUGUGCAAGCCAUUGAUGAAACUAUUGGCUUUUGUUUGAUCGGGUAUAUAGCUGGGAAAUUUUCGGGCCUCAAAGCUCUACUUAAUGUUUGUAGGAAAUGGGGAGUGAAGUAUUCAUACUCUCCUCAUUCCAGCGGAUGGCUAAUCUUCAGGUUUCUUACCGAGGAGGACAUGAACAAGGUCCUCCAAAUUAGGCUGAGGAACCUACCUCUGGAGCUAUGGAGGAAAAAGGCUCUUGGCAAGAUUCUUAGCAAGAUAGGAAAACCUUUGAGAACCGAUCACCUAAUAGCCACUACGGGUUCAAUCUCUUUUGCCCAUGCAUUAGUGGAGGUUGAUGCAUCCAAAGAUUUAACUCAGGUGGUGUUCAUCCAACUACCCGAUGGUAAUGUGAUUAAGCAACCGGUGGAGUAUGAAAAUGAACCAACUUUCUGUUCCUACUGUAAAACUAUAGGACAUGAAAUGGGUUCUUGCACUUAUGCACCCAAAACAAAAGGCUCGGUGGAGGCACCUAAAAAAACCGAGGCAGUCUUGCAACCAGCAUUGGAAGCUUUGGACCAGCCUUUUGGGAAAACUUUGACUGAGGGUCAGAUUCAUCUCCCCCUAGGUACUCCUUUGACAGUUACCAAUGGGGGCUUCACUGUUGUUUCUUCCAAAUCUAAAAGGAAGAAACUUAGAGCUACGGUGAGGAAAUUGCAGUCUACCAAACUGCCAGGCAGAUCUUUCAAAACCGUGAAGAAGCUUGUCCAGGUGUACGAUUUUCCUCCUAUCAUGAAUGUUGCAGCAUCUGCUCCUAAUAUUGCUGAUGGGAAAUCAAAGCUGCCUUUGUCCCCCUCUAUAUGUCCUAUCAGCUCUCCAGCGAAUAAAUCUCUCUAA